Molecule: messenger RNA, 1545 nt
Organism: Kuraishia capsulata CBS 1993
Lineage: Eukaryota; Fungi; Ascomycota; Pichiomycetes; Pichiales; Pichiaceae
Exons: 1
Coding region: 1-1545 (514 amino acids)
Biological process (GO): transmembrane transport; carbohydrate transport
Cellular component (GO): membrane
Molecular function (GO): carbohydrate:proton symporter activity
Source: RefSeq, a predicted model, not a curated record
AUGGCAUUUCUAUCUCCUCUCUGGUACCAGUUCUUGGUGUGCUGUUUCGCCUCGGUCGGUUCUUUUACUUAUGGCUACGAUCUGGGAAUCAUAGCCCAGGUGAUAGCUUCAGAGUCUUUCAUAUCUUUCUAUAACAACCCAAGUUCUAUCGACACAGGUCUUGUGGUCUCCUUGUUCACGGCAGGAGCUUUCUGUGGUGCCUUCUUUGCAGGGUUCAUGAGUGAAUAUUUGGGUAGACGUUUGACCAUCACCGGUGCUGCCAUAGUGUUCCUAUUUGGUAGCGGACUCCAAGCCGGUGCCCAAAAUAUGAAAUUCCUGUUGUCUGGAAGAUUCAUCGGUGGUCUGGGUGUCGGAAUCUUUACUAUGAUUAUUCCACUUUAUCAGGCCGAGCUGGCUCACCCUCGUAUUAGAGGUAGUGUGACAGCCCUACAGCAGUUCUUCCUCGGAAUAGGUUCAUUGUGUGCAUCCUGGAUUGGUUACGGUUGUUACCUUGGAUUCGACACAAACAACCAAUGGCGUGUUCCAUUAGGAAUUCAAUUGAUCCCAGCAGGUAUUCUGGGAUCGUUGAUUUUCUUCUUCCCAGAAUCGCCCAGAUGGUUGAUUGAAAAGGGUCGUUACGACGAGGGCCAUGCCACAUUGGCAAGACUCAUGUCUGGUGGCGAUUUGGAUGCCCCUGUUGUUCAAGUUGAACUGAACGAUAUCAAGAAUGCUAUUGAUGAUGACAGACUCAACCGUACAUCAUGGUUGGAUAUUAUCAAGAAGCCAUCCAAUUUCCGUAGGGUGUUCAUCGCGGUGUCGUUGCAAGGCUCCGUUCAGAUGACUGGUGUUUCGGCCAUUCAAUACUAUUCGCCCACUAUUUUCGCCCAGAUGGGACUCUCCACUGGUCGUACACUUCUUUAUCAGGCCAUCAACUCAAUCAUAGCUUUGAUUGCCCAAGCGUUCUGUAUUGCUUUUGUGGACAAGCUUGGCAGACGUUGGCCUUUGAUCCUGGGAAAUUUCGGAAACUGCCUCUGUUUCAUUGUUGGAUGCAUUUUAUUGGCUCAAUUCCCACCAUGGAAGGGUGAGCAGCCAAGAUCUGCCCAAAUCGGUUUUAUUGCCUCGACCUGGAUUUACAACUUUAUCUUCUCGUGCACAUGUGGUCCUCUUUCGUGGGUCAUUCCAGCCGAGAUUUUCAACUCGGCCACCAGAUCCAAGGGUGUGGCCAUUGCCACAAUGACGUGUUUUGCCAUGAACACCAUGAUCGGUCAGAUCACUGAUAAGGCUAUGAACGAUGUUUACUACAAGUACUACUAUCUGUUCAUCAUCUGCAACUUCACUAAUGCGAUAUUCUUCUGGGCAAUUCUGCCUGAGACCAAGGGGACUCCUCUUGAGCAGAUGAACAACUUGUUCGAGAACGCUCCUUGGUUCGUUCCAACUAUGAAGAGGCACAACUAUUUGAGCGACUUCGAGACUGAGGUCAAGGUGCAGCAAUUGAAACAUGAAGAUGAUGUCAAGCCUUCGUUUUCACAUAGGGAUGAGGGUGAUAGUGUCAGUGAUCAUGCGUGA